This is a messenger RNA of Seriola aureovittata, 714 nucleotides long. It is a transcript of the gene pdcd6, whose product is annotated as programmed cell death 6. Gene Ontology annotation, molecular function: calcium ion binding. NCBI's taxonomy places the organism in Eukaryota, Metazoa, Chordata, Actinopteri, Carangiformes, Carangidae. The transcript is spliced from 5 exons. Bases 136 to 699 code for a protein of 187 amino acids. The record is from RefSeq and is a predicted model, not a curated record.
UGCGCGAGAAUUCAGGCAGUAAAGUGAACGUCGGGUGGUGGAGUGUGAUUGAAGCUACUGAGGAGAAACUACAGCAGGGGGAAACACAGUCUGCCAGUCUUAUUUGCACAAUUUUGACAGGCUAUUUCCUCUAAAAUGGCGUAUCACAGUCCUUACAGAGCUCCACCGCAGAUCAGCGCUCCCCCGGAUCAAGGUUUUCUGUGGAAUAUCUUUCAGAGGGUUGACAAGGACCGGAGCGGAGUGAUAUCAGACUCAGAGCUUCAGCAGGCCUUAUCAAAUGGCACAUGGACUCCCUUCAACCCAGUGACCGUCCGCUCCAUCAUAUCCAUGUUCGACAGGGAAAACAAAGGUGGGGUGAACUUCAACGAGUUCGCCGGUGUGUGGAAGUACAUCACAGACUGGCAGAACAUCUUUAGGACCUAUGACAGGGACAACUCCGGCUUCAUCGAUAAGAAUGAGCUUAAACAGGCACUGACUGGAUUUGGUGAGCAGCAAAGCUAUCGUCUAUCAGAUCAGUUCUACAGCACGCUGAUAGAGAAGUUUGACCGCCAGAGGAAGGGACAGGUGGCCUUUGAUGACUUCAUCCAGUGCUGCAUUGUACUACAGGUGACAUAUUUACACUAUAUCAAAAUAAACACACAUAAAAUAAAAAUGUAUUUUGCAUGCACAUGCAAGCUGGCCGCUUACACAGGCACCUAGGAACAUUCAAAGCUU